GGACUUUAAGGUUUUUUUUUUUUUUAGUUUUAGUAUUUGUUCUAAUUAAAAUUACCGCUAAUAUUAAGAAAUGUAACUGAACAGAAAACAUGUAUUUAAAAUAUAUUCAACAUUUGUGACCGUAGUGGUCACUUUUUUCUGGACUGGUUUCCAGGGGGACUUAUUUUGCAGGUCGGAACAAAUCUCUGACACAAACGAAGUUGAGGGUGACAUUUCUGCUUGCGUACUUUUAAGUUCAACGCCUUUGUGGUUUAACGCCUCAAAAAAUGUGUUCUUCGAAAGCUCGGUGUAACCGAGGUUAUACGGAACACGCGUGACAUUGACUACCGGUGACUUUCAGUGAAGGCCACCAUGUUUCCCUUCAUUAGGGGUCUCACUUUUUCUCCCCUGACGCGACACCUGCAAGUGUUCCCACACUCCUUCUACGUCCGCUCAUUGCGAGCUCACCACCGGCUUCGACAUGGAGCCCCUCGCGCCGGCAGAACCGUUCUCGUCCCAGAUGUUGCCAUCGGGAUGGUUUUGUCCAAAACUCCAUACCGCCUGCAGCUUCCUCCAUGUAUGGGUCAGUUUCAUACUUCGACCCGGUUGAAGGCCUUACCUGCUCCUCUCAUCUGGAUGGUGCUCAAGCCUGUCCAAAAACUCGUGGCUAUCAUAAUGGGAAGGAGUAUAAGGAAGUGGUGGAUGGCGCUGCCCGACAAUCGGCGUCAACUCUUUCGCCAGUGGGCGUGGCAACAGCGCUGGCGGCUGGUGGCGGUGGUGGUCACGGCCGCCGCUAUCACGGUCCUCCUCCUCCUUACGCAUUUGGACCAGUCGCCGGUGACCGGCCGCACACGUCUGCUGGUGUUCAGCCGGCAGAACUACAUGGAGCUGGCGACCUUCACUUCAGAGGCGUACAUGGAGGAGUUUGACAAGCUGCUGCUUCCCGAAAGCGAUGCUCGCCACCAAACGGUGGAGCGGGUGGUGCAGCACCUGGCCCAACGUAACCAGGACCUUCCCGAAAUGGCCGACGUGAACUGGAGCGUCCACGUGGUGCGGAGUGACAACACCAACGCCUUUGUGCUCCCGAACGGAAAAGUGUUCAUAUUCACCGGCAUGCUAAACGUUGUGGAAGAUGUCCACCAGCUCACCAUCGUGCUUGGACACGAGAUGGCUCAUGCUAUACUGGGACAUGCCGCGGAGCAAGCCAGCCUGUCCCACGUGGUGGACCUCCUGUCCGUGGUCCUUCUGGCCGCCAUCUGGGCCGUGUGUCCCCGCGACAGCUUGGCGCUGCUGGGCCAAUGGGCCCAGGACAAGCUCACACAGUUGAUGUUCAACCGUCCAUACAGCAGGAAGUUGGAGGCCGAGGCGGAUCAAGUCGGCUUGCAGUUGGCGGCAAAGGCUUGUGCGGACGUGCGGGCCGGUCCCGUCUUCUGGCAGCAGAUGGAGAUCAGGGAGCAGCUGAGUGGAGAGCCCAGCUUGCCCGAGUGGCUGUCCACCCAUCCGUCGCACAAGAACCGCGUUGCGCAACUGGACCGCCUCGUGCCACAAGCGCUGGAGCUAAGGGAGAGCUGCACGUGUCCCGCCCUGCCGCCCACCGACCCCCGCGCCAUCUUCUCCAAGAGCGUGCACUUGUUGCUGGAGGACGCCAAGGCCCGACCAGGUGGGGGCGGCACGCCGUUGCCUCAACGCAGGCCCACCGGGGAGCCGGCCCCCGCGGCUCUGCUCGCCCAAUCCCCGCCACCUCUUCCAUCCGGCGCGAGUCUGCGAGACAGUCAAGCGGAGCCGUGAAGGCGGCUCCGGAAAAGUUCUGAUGCUGCUCGGUGGGACUCUCGUAGAGACCGAGGCGCCAUCUUUUUAACGAUGAUUGUCAAUCGGACUGACUUGUCAGUUGUCAGACUUUUUAAAACCUAAGACUGAAGCAAAAUCUCCUUCUGAAAACUGUGGAAAGAUGCUGACAAAGCAAAAUGUGUCCAUGGGUCAACCAGAAGACAAUUUAGAUACCGUUGCAGACUUUGUGUUUUGUUUGUUGUUUCUCUCUCUUUUCUUUCCACGCUCCUGUUUGAUGAAAUUUGCAUAUCAAACAAAUUAUGGAAUAUAAAUAUUCUUUUCAAAAAGACAA
Syngnathus typhle (broad-nosed pipefish) is the source of this 2098-nucleotide messenger RNA. It is a transcript of the gene oma1, whose product is annotated as OMA1 zinc metallopeptidase. The transcript has 8 exons. Gene Ontology annotation, molecular function: metalloendopeptidase activity. The coding region runs from base 352 to 1767 and encodes 471 amino acids. Lineage: Eukaryota; Metazoa; Chordata; Actinopteri; Syngnathiformes; Syngnathidae. Gene Ontology annotation, cellular component: mitochondrial inner membrane. The record is from RefSeq and is a predicted model, not a curated record. Gene Ontology annotation, biological process: mitochondrial protein processing; protein quality control for misfolded or incompletely synthesized proteins.